AUGGGUAAGCUUUUAAACUCCGCCGACGACCUCGACCGCUUCGACCUCCAUGGGCCGAAGGAUCUGAUGGACCUCGACGAGAUUGACUGGGCCAAGGAGGAGCACCGCCGCCGCAUCGCCGCCUGCCUCGUCAAAGGCGUUUACGUCCACGAGAACGACAGAGCGGAGCGCAUGGCGGUUAAGCUGGCGCCGGCGUGGUGGGAAAGCUUUGGCUUCCACCUAAAGAAAGAACUCAGAGAGCCGAUAUACUCCGCCAUCGUCGGUGUUGUAUUCGACACCAUCUACGGUGCCAUCUUCGAGUACAGCCCCAGCGCGCCCGGCGACCGGUGCGCUCCACGGUAUGUCGUCGCCUUCAGGGGCACAAAGCCGGGGAGUAUUCGAGACUACUACCUUGACUUGACAAUCGUGAUCAACAAACUGAAGAAACGCACGCGCUGCGUGCAAGCGUGCGCUACGAUCGAGGGACUUAUGAUGGAGGAGGGCCAAGACAGCUGCAUCUGGCUCGCCGGGCACUCUCUCGGAGCGGCUGUGGCGCUGGUCGUGGGACGGUACAUGAUGGUGCAGGAGAAGCCGCCAAACCUCCCGACCUUCCUCUUCAAUCCACCGCACGUCUCAUUUAUAACGUCGAUCAACUUGCUGAAGCUGGACCCGGUGGCGAAGGAGAGCGUGCACCGGGUGGGUAACAUCUUAAGGGAGGGUGCUGCAAAGGUCUUGCGCUCCCAUCGGGAGCGCAUGGACAACUUGUUCCAGCGGCUUUCCCCUUGGGUGCCGAAUCUGUACGUGCACAAGAAGGACCCCAUCUGCCAGGGCUUCAUCGACUACUUCGAGCAGCGGCAGAAGUUCAUGGAAGGCUCCCACCGUGUUGGCACAACGUUCGCGGCACUCUCUCUCCGUGACGGGUUCUGGCACCUGAUUGACAAGGACAAGGACCGGCCGCAACUCCUGCCAUCGGCGAAGCUGUGGAAAAGCUGUCUCGACCACGAUCCGCACGGUCUCCAGCAGUGGUGGAAACAGGACAGCUUGGAGGCCAAGCAUUAUAGCUACCCUGUGCCUCAAGCACAAACUGCUUCUACCUCUAUGCCGGCUUAG
Messenger RNA from Triticum turgidum subsp. durum (durum wheat), 1089 nucleotides. Lineage: Eukaryota; Viridiplantae; Streptophyta; Magnoliopsida; Poales; Poaceae. The record is from the annotation of a GenBank genome assembly.